CCACACCUCCACCGUCGCUGACUCCACCCCAAGAGGACAGCCCGCCUGUCGCUCGGACCUGUUGCUUUGCUGGCUGUGUUGGCGUUGCUUUGCUGGCUUGCCUCCUUGCCUGUGCCGCGGUGUCAAUUGAGAAGCGAGCAAAGCCUCAGAGAGAGAGAGAGAAGGAGAGGUGUUAAACAAGAGGGUGGUGGUAGGGUAAUACAACAUCGUCGUUUCGUAGAAGAGCGCACGUGGAAGAGCGGGUGGUGGUCGGUGUCGCAGAAGACGAAGAGGGACGCCAAUUGUCAGCGAUGGCGAAAAAGGGAACGGUGGAAGCAAAGUGAACGUUUAAAAAGGACAACAACAAAAACAUCAAAGCGAGGAUUUGAAAAAUAAGGACGAUGUAGACGGAAGAAGGGAGAAGGAGGAGGAGAAGGAGGAAAAAAUAAUGUAAUAAGGUGUUGGUGUGUUUGUGUGUCGCGAGGCCCGGGCACCGCGCGUGUGCGCCCAUAACAACCGGCGCGUCGAAGGACGCGCCGGGCACUUGAAAAGCAACGCCUACUCGUCUCUAUUAUCAACGUUAUAACUACGACUAUUACCUACGUUGCUUGUCCUCCUCCUCGUCAUCGUCGCUGCCGUUUGAGAGAAGGAAGAAAGGAGGAGGAAGGGAUUUACGUGAGGUGUUGUGGUUUUUUUGUGCCGUGCGCGCGUGCGUUACAAUUGCGGCGUGGCGUGUGGGUCACGACUGGAUGAAGACAAUGGGCGACUUCGUCGUCAACCGCGUGGGAUUUCUACGUCGUAGCAAGUAGUGUUUGUUGAUAGCUGAUAUAUAUAAAACACAAAAAAACAUUUUUUAUUACGGUGGUGCUGGCGGGUGGCCGGUUACAUCGUCCGUAGCGGAAGAACAAGAAGAUAAUUACAGACGUAAUUCGGUAAAGAAAGACAAUUUACAACGGCAAGGUACACCAUGCCAGGCUGUGGAGGUGUGCGGGUCUCCUUGGCCGAGGUUCUGGAGGUGCAGAAUGGGCCUUUGAAUGAAGAAGAAAUUUGGGCCAUUUUAACCCAAAGCGCAGAAGCCUUACAACAUCUGCUCGCCACAGACGGCGAGUUGGUGUCGCCCCACGCCGCUCUGGUGUCACCGUGGGCCCUGCUGCUGCUGCCUCAUGGCGCCAUCGCCUUGGCCGUCGAUGGCCGGGAGGCGCGGGGUCAUGACCUGUCGGCCUUCACGCCUCCUGAGUGCGCGCGCUGGCGCGGCACGCCAGUCACUCCGGCCGCUGCCGAGAAGGUUCUUGUGUACUCCCUCGGAAUGACUCUGUACUGGGCGGCUGAUUACCAAGUGCCUGACAAACAGCCCAUAAAUCUGGACGAGCACAUCAACGGGCUUCUGCUGAGCAUGUGUGAGGACUCGGUUCAUCUCCGCACGCCCGUGUCUGCCAUCCUGAGCGCCUGCAUUGAGCACAGCAAGCUGAGUGGCGCCAAGCCAGCGAGCACAUCUGUCAGAAAUCUGGCGAGGAUGGUGCUGGGCAGCAUCACACAGCUGGACAAGACUAAUGGCGGCACGGAGGGGGCAGAGGAUGUGCACUCGCGAAGACAGCGCAUCCGGGAGAAGCUCAGGAGAAGAACGCAACCGGUAUCGCUAGGCCUGCCCGAGGGAGCCGUGAGCGUAGACGCAGGCAACGGAAGGGACAUGUCCCAUGCUGCCAUGCUGAGACACAGAACAGACAGGCCUGCCAUCAAUCACAUGAGCAACGGGCUCAGCAAGUCGGUGGGACAUCUCGCGUACGCCGCCAAUAGGGCCGAGGACGCCUGGCGCUCCGCGGGGCAUCUUGACGAUGCGAGGACGACGACGCCAACGGCGUCGUCCUCCUCGAGGGCCUACGAGCCUCCGUUCUCAGGGCGGCCACCAGAGUCGACCCGCGGCUACGAAGUGGCCGACCAGCAUUCGCGCCACGGCACGCCGUUGCCCUGGUCCGAAAACCGGUACCACACCAUCGGGCACGAAGUGCGCUCGCGCAGCCCCCGCGACACCGCCGUCGUCACCCCCGUCGGCUCGGAGGCGUCCAUGUCGACGGUGCGCGCGAGCCGCUACGACGAGCCGUACGCCGCGCCGCCCGCGCCGAGGCCCAGGAGCCACACGCUGGGCCGCGUCGCCGGCUACCCCGGCCCGGCCUACGCCGACGACGGAGGCGGCGGCGCGUGGCACUCGGCGAGGGACGGCGGGGGGCGGCCGCGCUCGGAAGUGAUGGCGACGCCGGUGUACGCCUCGACGUCGGCGCUGUCCGACGCCUACGAGAGGAUCCGCGAGAAGCAGAGGACCCUCCACGUCUUGCGUGAAGCCCUGGGAACUGAAGGUCGGGAGCGCCAGCUCGCCGCCAGCUACGUGAGCGAUAGCUGCAGCACGUCCGCAGAGGAGGUGCCCAGCAGGGAUUUGCCCACGAGACAAGGGGCCAGGAGUGACGUAGCCUCCUCGAAUCGUGCGAUGUCACCGGUAACGUUUGAGGACGACGGUUUCUCCGGCAGCCGCCAAUUCCCGCACAUUGACAGGCGGUACGAUUUUACGCCGCCGGACAAGGUGCCGAGCCGCGAGGUGAUGCUGCGGCGGCAGGGAGAGGAGCUGCGCGAGCUGCAGGCUCGCAUGAGGCAGAGGCAGGGCUACCCGGCGCCGCUGUCCCCGCUGCGCGAGUCGUACGCGGCGGCGACGCCGCUGUCGCCCAUCCACGAGCUCUACAACUCCCCGCAGCGGCAGGACGGCAGCACCGAGGUCACGUUUGGUCCAGAGUUUGUGAGGUUGGCCAGCGAACCACCGAUAGCCCUCGAGGUCCCAGUCUCCAUAUUGGUGCAGUCCAAGAAGGGCAAGGCGGAGGACACGCGACGGCAGCUCAUGGUGAUCCUGCUCAACGGGCAGAGGCUGGAGCUCACCACGGACCCCAAGGCCAAGGGGAAGGAGGUGUUUGACUUGGUGGUGGCCCACACUGCGAUGGUGGAGCCGUCUCUCUUUGGCCUCGCCUACAGGAAAGACGCAGAAUUCUUCUUCCUGGGCUCGGAUGUGAAGCUGCACAAGGUGGCUCCGGAGAGCUGGCGCGAGGGAAACAAGCGACGACACAAGGCGGUCGACCCCUUCAACCUCUACCUCCGAAUCCGCUUCUUCCCCGACAACCUCGCGCAGCUCGAACACGAGCAGACAAGGCACCAGUACUACUUGCAGAUGCGGAGGGAUAUCUUGGAGGAGAAGGUGUCCUGUGACAGCGAGACGGCGAUAUUACUGGGCUCACUCGCGCUGCAAGCCGAGUACGGGGACUACAUUCAAAAGCUGCACGGGAAGAACUAUUUCCACCCUGAGCUCUACCUGCCGGGCAGCACCAUAUCACGCCUCACCUCAGCCUACGUCCGCGACGAGAUGCCUCGCCUGCAUGCCAGCUACAACGGCGCCGUCCGCGCCACCUCCGAACUCGAGUUCCUCAAGGUGGCCCAGAUGCUGCCCGACUACGGCAUGCAUUUGUACCGCGUGCGCAUGGAGAAGAAGUCGGCGGGUACCGUGCUGUUUGGGAUCUGCGCCACGGGCGUGGUGGUCUACAGUUUCCCCAACGGCACCCGCACCGCCAGCCUCAAGUUCCCCUGGAGGGAGACCAAGAAGAUCUCCUUCCAAAGGAAGAAGAUCACGAUGCAGAACACGAUGGACACGGUGAAGCACAUCUACCUUGCCGACGACCUCAAGACAUGCCGCUACCUGCUGGAAUUUUGCGCUGCGCAGCACGCCUUCACCAUGCAACGCCGGGGCCGCCAGCACGUCUCGGGGCUGCACUUCUACGACGACUGCUCGGGCACGCUUGGGCUGACGGGCGCCCCGAGCAUGAUGGAGUUGUCGGCCCCGACUCCACAGCCUCCUCGCCCGCGCCUGCACUCCAUGCACGCGCAGCUGCUGCACAACUUCUCGCGCUCGCAGGUGGACCUGUGCGGCGCCCGCCGCCCGUCGCAGGACAACGCCAGCAUGGACGACUCGUACCGACAGCUGCCCACGCACCUCGGGCCCGGCGUGCGGAGCCCGCGUAACUCAGAGUGGAGGCUCAGUACGACAUCAGAAAUGCUCAUCCCUGGCAUGGUGGAUGGCAAUGACGGAGCGAUGCGGUCCAGACCCGUGACGCCCCCACCCGAGAGGAUUAUCUCAUUCAUCCAGCUGAAGAAGCACCCGGCGCACGGCCUCGGGUUUCACAUCGUCGGAGCAGACGACAUGGGCCAACUUGACCUGGGCAUUUUCAUCAGCUCCAUCACCCCCGGGGGUCCUGCUGAUAAGAACACGCAGCUGAAACCCGGCGACCGGCUCAUCUCGGUGAACAACACGAGCCUGGAGGGGGUGUCGCUGGAGACGGCGCUGCACAUCCUGGAGUCCACGGGCGACGACGUGAUGCUCAUUGUCUCUCAGCCCAGGCACCCCCAACAGCUCAACCAAGGUGCUCAAGGUGCUUGGCACUCGAACACCGGCUCGGCGUUAAAAGUGCCGGCGAUCGUUCCCAACGCCAAGAGGAGGCCGAGCCUCGGCACGGCGCGGCGUUCGACCGCCACCGCCACCACGCACAGGAAGAAGGACAGCAUGAGCUCGGAGGUCUCCGGCACGGAGAGCGAGCAGCACCAGGGCCCGCCGCCGUUUGACGCGCACCCGGCUUCGCACGCCGUCGCCGAAAGAGGCCUGAGCCCGCAGGACCUGGAGCGGAUGCUGCCGGACGGCAGCAAGUCGAGCGCCGCCGUCGACAGGGCCGCGGGUGGCGGCGGUGGUGGUGGAGGCGGAGGCAGGGCGGCCAAGGACGACACCACGGAUGGGGGUGCCUCAUCUCGCAAAGUCUCGUUUCUGCAGGAGGUUCGCAAAGUCGAGGCCUUGAAAGGAAAUGGUGGCCUGAAGCCAGGGGACGUCUACACCCUGGAGCUCUACAAGCAGGACGGAAGCUUAGGGUUCAUUGUCACGGGUGGGGUGAAUACGACGGUGAGGCACGGCGGAAUUUACGUCAAGGCCGUCGUGCCAGGCGGAGCCGCGGAUCGCGAUGGGCAGAUCCAGAAAGGCGAUCGGCUGCUGGAGGUGGACGGAGUGAGCAUGCACUCGGUCACGCACAAGCAAGCCGUGGAGACUCUGCGCAAGACGGAGGAGCAAAUGGUGUGCCUGGUGCUGGAGAAAUGUGGUGCUCAGCUGGAAGACUUUGAAGAUGUUUCCAAUCCUGGAUUGCAGACCUCGACGAGCAGGGAGUUGUCCCCCAAUUCUCAAGUCAAGCGCUGGACAGAGGCAGGAGACUUCAAGUACUACAGCUUCGUGACGGAGAACAACGUGUUCGAGGUGCUGCUGAGGAAGGGCGUCGGCGGCCUGGGGUUCAGCUUCAUGGGCGACACGGACCCCGGCUCGCCGGAGGCCGUGCGCACCGUAGUGCGCGUCAAGCGGCUCUUCCCGGGCCAGCCGGCGGACGCGAGCGCCCGCAUCCUCCCCGGCGACGUGAUCCUCCGCGUCAACGGCAUCCCCCUCAAGGGGCUCUCGCAUCAGGCGGUGCUGUCCGUGCUGCGAGGAACAAGCGACGAUGUCUCCCUGCUGCUGUGCCGCCCGGAGCCGAGUGCCCUCCCUGAAGUCGACCCAUCGCUCAUGAGCCCCAUCGGUUCCCCGGUGAAGGAUCUGAGCCGAAUGAACACUCCGGCGCCCCGCCAGACGGGCAGCACGCCCACACCCCACCCCAGCCUCGCCACGUGCGGCCCCUACGAGAUCGAAGAGUCGGCGGUGGCGCACGGCCACUGGGACGGCGAGGGCCUGGACGGGAGCGGGAGCGCCGCCCGCACGCCCACGCGCAGGGACAGCUACAGCGACAGCACCGAGUACGAUUCCGACGGCGGUGGCGCUGCUGCCGCCGCCAGGGAAAAGGGCGCCAAGCGGCAUCCAGCUGGGCACUCUGGGUCUUCGUUCACACUGCCCACACCAUCCCCCGGCUUCCGGUAUCUCCCCGAGGUGCCCUCGCCGACGCCCCUCGACCAGGCCUACCUCAGCUCCAGCGAGGCCUCGCUCACCCCUCCUCCGCCACCGCGCGACACCAACGUGGACCGCUCCGAGCCGCCCUCGCUCUACCAGUCCAUUGCCGAGGCUGCGGAGGAGCGCACCACUCCCUGGGAGGGGGAGGACGGCGCCCCGCCGCCCAGCGAAGGAGCGGGCGUCGCGGAGCUCGACGCGGGCAGGGAGGCCGGGCCGUGGGUCGAUGUCGACGACGAGGACGAGUGCGAUGAAGAGUUUGAGGAGUACGCCCCGGAGGUGGAGGUGGAGCUGACGCUCGAGAAGGGGCCCGGCGAGGGGCUCGGCUUCACCGUGACGAGGGGCACCGAGGAUGGCGCCGCUUACAUCCGCGAGGUGGUGGAGGGGCCGGCGCUGCGUGACGGGAGGCUGCGGGCCGGCGACCGCCUCAUCGCCGUGAACGGAGUGGAGGUGGCCGAAAUGACCUACCCCCGCGCGGUGGCCAUGCUGCGCUCCACGCCCCAGUCGGUGACGCUCGUGGUCGGCAGGGCCCUGAAGAACCUGGGGGUGCCUCCGCCUGCACACACGCUGCCCACCAUCGUCCUGCAGCCCAAGGAGAAGGGCGUGGCUGGUCUGAGCCUGUGCGGGGGCAUCGGCAGCCCGCACCAGGCGGUGCUCGUGGGCGGCGUGGACGCCGGCUCGGCCGCUGCCUCCGAGGGCAGCCUGGCGCCUGGCGACCGCGUGCAUUACGUCAACGGGGUCAGCGUGCUCGGCAUGACGCUGGCCGAGGCGCAGCACACCAUCUCGAGCGCCGACGGAGAGAUUCUCGUCAAAGCCACCAGAGAUGGUCAACCCGUGGUCCCCAUCAAAGCCACGCCCCGCAGGGAGCAGAUACCUAACGGAAGCACGGAUCUAAUGGCAGAAGACCCUGAAAACAGCCGAUCAGAUCAAGACGUGACAUCAGAAAAUGGUGUCACCGAUGAAGAGGAGCAGCAUAAUGAUACGGACAGUUCUGAGGGCGGCGCGAUCAGCAUCGAGUUGGAGAAACCCGUGGGCGGAGGUCUCGGAUUUUCGGUGGUGGGCGGCGAUGAAGGUCUGCCGGUUCUGGUGAAAACCGUCUGCGUGGGUGGAGUGGCUGCACUCGACAACCGGCUGAGAAUUGGCGACACGUUGCUAGAGAUAAACGGGGAGCGGGUUGGCAGCAUGUCGCACGGGCGAGUGGUGGAGAUGCUGCGCAAGGCCCACGGCUGGGUGAGGCUGCUGGUGGCCCGGCCGCCGCCACCGAGCAGAAGUCCAUCGGAGGCGCCCGCUGAAAGCCGAGCGCCAGCGCCGCCCGUCGCCGAGCGCUACGGGCAGGACUCGCUCGACCUCGACGAGCAGGGCUCCGAGCUGCUGCCCACCGACUUGGCAGAGGUUUCCAUGCAGAAUGGCCACUCCCAGUCGAGCAGUAUUGUCCCAGAGCCUGCUGGGAAUUCAACGUGUGACGAGCUGGACCCCGAGGAAGAUUCAAUUUCACUGCACAAUAGCAAGGAACAUUUAAAUCAUAAUGGAGAGGAAGAUAGUGACGACGACUACGGGAAUGGCUGGGUGACCGAAGAUGAGGAUGAAGAUGGGGAAGAUGAAGAGGAAGACUUUGCUGGCAAGGAGGAGCCUGAUGCAGAUUCAACCCUGUCAGACAUCGUGUCGGAAGAGGCGAUAAAUGCCCUCCCUCUGGCUGUGCCGCCACCGGACAGCAUUUACACAGGGACCAAGCUGGAGGCUUUCAUCAAUAAAUUGCAAGAGCACAUCGCACAGCAAGGACCAGAGAAGGAGUUCCAGAGGCUGUGUAAUCUGACCCCGCGGGACGGCUGCUUAGUGGCAUCUGCUGUGGAGAAUCGAGAUCGGAACCGCUAUCGGAAUGUCCUCCCCUUCGACGCGACGCGCGUUGCCCUGUCGGGCCGCGAGGACGACUACAUCAACGCGAGCCACGUGGCGCUGCGUGCGGGCGACGCGGCGCUGGCGUACGUCGCUUGCCAGGGGCCCCUGCCGCACACGGCCGCCCACUUCUGGCAGAUGGUGUGGGAGCAGCGGGCGCGCGUCCUCGCCAUGCUCACUCUCGAGACGGAGCUGGGCCGGGCAAAGUGCCACCGCUACUGGCCCGAGUCGCGGUCGCGCGCCACGGAGGUGGGGCCCUACCGUCUGGUUCUGGAGCAGCAGCAGACGCUCAAGAGCUUCUGCAUCCGCGUGAUCAUGAUCACCAAAUUGGAGACCGGCAUUCGUCAGCGAGUGACCCAGCUCCAGUUCACGCAGUGGCCCGACCACGGCGCGCCGGCGUCGGCCGGACCCCUCGUGCGCUUCCUGCGCUUUGCGCGGCGCCUGCAGCUCGCGCUCGCCUCCCAGCCCGAUUCGCGCGGCUGUGACGACGCUCCAUCUGCCACCGCCGGCGCCGCCGCCACCGGGCCAACGUCGGCCGGGCAGGGGCAGCGGCAGCAGGAGGACGAGGAGGAACCGGGGCCCCUGGUGACGCACUGCAGUGCCGGCGUGGGACGGUCCGGCGCGCUCAUCUGCCUCGACGCGGUGCUGGCACACAUAGACCACGGCCUCGAGUUUAACAUUGCCGACAUUGUGAGAGAGAUGAGGACCCAGCGCUAUGGCAUGGUGCAGACUCUGGAGCAGUACAUCUUCUGCUACAAAGCAGCGCUGGAGACGCUACAGUAUUUGAAACAGAGGGAGGAAGGUUUGAGCUAGUGGCAUUAUAGCCAGCGGGCCUCCAUUGCAGAAGCAGCGACGUGUGAGAGCACUGUAUCAUACUUGGCUCCCUUGGCUCCCCACGAAGAAUACAUGAAUGCAUUUUAGCUUCCGCUUACUGGAAAGUUCAUCGUUCGUCUGCCUUCGUCUGCCAGUCUACCUGACUAUAAAAAUAAAAACAUUCAAAGUAUUAAUCUUAUAUUUUUGUGGUGAGGUUAAAGCUACUGAUUGCGUACAACGCUCCUCCACACAUGUAUAUAUAGAACAUAUCAAAAUAAUCCAUACUGUAGUUUUAUGAUAAUGAUUGGACAACGUUACCGUUAGUCUUAUGAGACGUAAAAUCAUACACAAAUGUAAUUUACUCUGCUCUUAUAAAGAAAAUGACCAAACUCAUCUUUGAAUCAUGCUUUUGUAACAAAUUACAAAUUCAAACGAUGUCUGACAAUGUACAAAAUGACUUUUACCUGGAAAAUAUUUUUUAAAUCUUUUUUUUUCCCGUGUGACUUGAUAGUUGAUACUAUUAAACACGAUUUAUUUGUG
Molecule: messenger RNA, 9217 nt
Organism: Petromyzon marinus (sea lamprey)
Lineage: Eukaryota; Metazoa; Chordata; Hyperoartia; Petromyzontiformes; Petromyzontidae
Product: tyrosine-protein phosphatase non-receptor type 13-like
Biological process (GO): peptidyl-tyrosine dephosphorylation
Cellular component (GO): cytoskeleton; cytoplasm; nucleus
Molecular function (GO): protein tyrosine phosphatase activity; phosphatidylinositol 3-kinase regulatory subunit binding
Source: RefSeq, a predicted model, not a curated record